Messenger RNA from Columba livia (rock pigeon), 6285 nucleotides. RefSeq names its product neurexin-2-like. The record is from RefSeq and is a predicted model, not a curated record. Lineage: Eukaryota; Metazoa; Chordata; Aves; Columbiformes; Columbidae.
CAGGUGCCACCGGAACCCCCCCAUUGCGGCUGUGAGAGGACGGGGGUGGCCCGGGCCCCCCCAGGGCCCCCCCCAGGGCCCCCCCAGCGGCCAUGACCCCCCCCGGCCACCAAGGGACAACGCGGGGCCCCAGGGCCACCCAGAGACUGAGCCCGACGGCGACCCGAGGCCCCAUGGGCAACCGAGGCCUCAUCACGGGCAACCGAGGCCCCAUGGGCAACCGAGGCCUCAUCACGGGCAACCGAGGCCCCAUGGGCUACCAAGGCCUCAUAGUGGGCAACCGAGGCCUCCUGGCCACCCAGGGCUACCAGGAUCACCUAGAGACUAAGGCCCACCAAGAGUUCAUGGGCAACCAAGGCCUCGUGGGCAACCAGGGCCUCACGGUCAACGAGGGCUACCAGGACCACCUAGAGACUAAAGCCAAUGGAGACACUAUGGGCAACCAAGGCUUCCAGGACACCUGGAGGCCAACAGGGGCUCCAUGGCCAAUGGGGGCUCCAUGGCCAAUGGGAGCUCCAUGGGCAACCAAGGCCUCGUGGGCAACCAGGGCCUCAUGGUCAACGAGGGCUACCAGGACCACCUAGAGACUAAAGCCAAUGGAGGCUCCAUGGCCAACCAAGGCUUCAUGGGCAACCAAGGCUUCCAGAACCACCUGGAGGUCACUGGGGGCUCCAUGACCCACCAGGGCUCCAUGGGCAACCAAGGCUUCCAGGACCACCUAGAGACUAAGGCCAACGGGGGUUCCCUGGCCAGUGGGGGGCUCCAUGACCCACCAGGGCUCUGUGGCCAACCGAGACUUCCAGGACCAUCUAGAACCCAACAUCAACCAUGGCUCCGUGACCCGGUUGGACGGAGGGUCUCCAAGGCACCGUGGCCAACCAGGCUUCCAGGACUAUCUAGAGACCGAGGCCAACCAAGACCCCACGGCCAACCAAGACCCCAUGGCCGAUCAAGGCCCCACAGCCCAUCUAGAACCCCAUGGCCAACCAAGACCCCAUGGCCAACCGAGUCUCCAAGGACCAUCUGGAGAUCAAGGUCCACCAAAGCCCCAUGGACAUGAAGACCCAUGAAAGCUCCAAGGACCAUUCAGAGACCAAGGCCAAUCAAGACCCCAUGGACCAUCUAGAACCCAAGGUCAACCAAGGCCCCAUGGACAUGAAGGUCCAUGAAAGCUCAAUGGCCAACCAAGACCCCAUGGCCAACCAAGGCUCCAAGGACCAUCUAGACCCCAUGGCCAACCAAGACCCCAUGGCCAACCAAGACCCCAUGGCCAACCAAGGCCCCCAAGGACCAUCUAGAACCCAAGGUCAACCAAGGCCCCAAGGGCCACCUAGAACCCAAGGUCCCCCACGGACUGGAGACCCCUCUGUCCUCAAAGGCCCUCAAGACCCCACCGCCCGCCUAGAACCCAAGUCCCCCCACAUCCCCCCAUCCAACCGGGCCACCCCAUCCCGCCAUUGUCCCCGCGUCCCCCAGGUGCCCACCUGGCUUGGCGCUCUUGACCUUGGGCUCCCUGCUCCUCCGGGGACGUCGGGGGCGGCGCUGGAGUUCGGGGGCGCCCCGGGCCAAUGGGCACGAUACGGGCGGUGGGCGGCGGGCGCCGGCGGGGGCGCCCAACUGAGCUUCAGCCAGACCAACGUGUCGCGGGCGCUGCUGCUCUACAUGGACGACGGCGGCAACUGCGACUUCCUGGAGCUGCUGGUGGCCGAGGGCGAAGUGCGGCUGCGCUUCGGCAUCGCCUGCGCCGAGCCCGCCACGCUGCAGCCCCCCCCCGCCGUCAACGACGGCCGCUGGCACAUGGUGCUGGUCACGCGGGCGCGCGCGCGAGGCCACGUGGCCGUGGACGGCGAGACGCGGGCGGGGCGCGUGCGGUCGCGCCGCGCCGACAUGGUGGUGGCCAGCGACCUGUUCGUGGGGGGGAUCCCGCACGUCCGUCUGUCCGCCCUGACGCUCAGCACCGUCAAGUACGAGGCGCCGUUCCGCGGCUGGUUGGCCAACCUGAAGGUCGGCGAGGAGCCGGCGACGCCGCUCGGGGCGCAGGGCGUGCGCGGCGACGGGGACGGCGCGCUGCGGGCGCCACCCGCCCUGCGCCACGGCGGGCGCUGCACCGAGCGCCACGGGGAGCCGCGCUGCGACUGCGCCGGCACCGGCUACCGCGGGCCCUUCUGCGACCACGAGGAAGAACCUGCGGUGGAAGGUCCCGCCCACCUGCGAGUCACGAGCCAAGGGCCCGCCGAGGUCACCGAGGGGUCACCCGGUCCCGGUGCCAGCGAGAUCCAGCAGGCGGCGAAAGGCGGCGCCGAGUACGUGGCCACGUUCAAGGGCAACGAGUUCUUCUGCUACGACCUGUCGCACAACCCGAUCCAGAGCAGCACGGACGAGCUGACGCUGUCGUUCCGCACGCUGCAGCGCAACGGGCUGCUCCUGCACACCGGCAAGUCGGCCGACUACGUCAACCUGUCGCUCAAGAGCGGCGCCGUGUGGCUCGUCAUCAACCUGGGCUCCGGCGCCUUCGAGGCGCUGGUGGAGCCGGUCAACGGCAAGUUCAACGACAACGGCUGGCACGACAUCCGCGUCACCCGCAACCUGCGCCAGCACGCAGGGAUCGGACACGCUAUGGUGACGAUCUCGGUGGACGGAACGGGCUACACGCAGGAGGAUUUCACCAUGCUGGGCUCCGACGACUUCUUCUACGUGGGGGGGUCGCCCAACACGGCCGACCUGCCCGGCUCCCCCGUCAGCAGCAACUUCAUGGGCUGCCUCAAGGACGUGAUCUACAAGAACAACGACUUCAAGCUGGAGCUGUCGCGGCUGGCGCAGGCGGGGGACGCGCGGGUGACGCUGCACGGGGACCUGCGCUUCCGCUGCGAGCCCGUGGCCCCCCCGGAGCCCGUCACCUUCGCCACCCCCGCGGUGCUGGCGCUGCCGGGCUGGGGCGCCGCGCGCGCCGGCUCCGUGUCCCUGGAGUUCCGCACCACCGAGCCCGACGGGCUGCUGCUGUUCGGGGGGGGCGCGGCCCGCCCCCCCUACCUGGCGCUGGAGCUGCUGGACGGCCACCUGUACCUGCUGCUGGACAUGGGGGCCGGGGGGGUCAAGGUCAAGGCCACGGCGCGCAAGGUGACGGACGGCGAGUGGUGCCACGUGGACGUGCAGAGGGACGGGCGGAGAGGCUCGGUGUCCGUCAACAGCCGCUCCACGCCGUUCCUGGCCAGCGGCGACAGCGAAAUCCUGGACCUGGACUCCUGGCUGUACCUGGGGGGUCUCCCCCCGGGCCGGGAGCCGGAUGCCCCCGCUGCCCCCGAGCUCUGGACGGGGUCGCUCCGCUGGGGCUUCGUGGGCUGCGUGCGCGCGCUCUUCGUGGACGGGCGCAGCCGCGACGUGCGCGCGCUGGCGGCGGCGCAGGCGGCACCGGGCGUGGCCGCGUCGUGCGCGCGGGAGCCCGCCCGCCUGUGCGCCAGCGCCCCCUGCCGGAACGGAGGGCUCUGCCGCGAGGGCUGGAACCGCUUCGUCUGCGACUGCUCGGCCACCGGCUUCCUGGGGCCGCGCUGCGAGACCGAGGCGGCGGUGCUGAGCCUGGACGGCGCGGCGUUCCUGCGGGUGUCGCUGUCCCCCCGGCGCUCCGAGGCCGAGGCGGUGUCGCUGCGAUUCGCGUCCCCCCGGGCAUUCGGGCUCCUGCUCGCCACGGCCGCGCCGCGCUCCGCCGACACGCUGCGCCUGGAGCUGGACCGGGGCCGCCUGCGCCUCACCCUGCACCUCGACUGUGAGAGCGCGGGCUGCCACCCCAGCAAGGGUCCCGAGACGCUGGUGGCCGGGCAGCGGCUCGAUGACAACGAGUGGCACUGGGUGCGGGUGCUGCGGCGCGGGCGCAGCCUCCAGCUCUCCGUGGACAACGUCACCGUGGAAGGGCAGCUGUCAUUCCUGCACUGUCGUUCGCCGCGGCCGGUGCUGGAGCUGGCGGCGCUGGAGACGGGCCGGCUGUCGGAGCGGCGCUGGCCCCCCGGCGGCCCCUCCUCGCCCUUCCUGGGCCACCUGAGCUCGCUGCUGUUCAACGGGCGCCCGUACCUGGACCUGUGCCGCGACGGCGAGCUGGGCCGCGGCGCCUGCCGGCUGAGCGCGCGCUUCGGCCGCCGCGCCGUGCUGGGCGCCGCGCCGGUGGCGUUCGGCGGCCGCGGCGCCUUCGUGGCGCUGCCCACGCUGCAGGCCCGCGCCUCCAUGCACCUCUUCUUCCAGUUCAAGACCACGGCGCCCGACGGCCUCAUCCUGUUCAGCGGCGGCGACGGGACCCACUUCCUGGUGGUCGAGCUCGUCAAGGGGUACAUCCACUACGUGUUCGACCUGGGCGACGGGCCGUCGCUGAUGAAGGGGAACUCGGAGCAGCCGCUGCACGACGGGCGCUGGCACGAGGUGUCGGUGGCGCGGGAGGGGGGCGCCCUGCACGGGCUGCGCGUGGACGGGCGCCCCGUCACCCAGCACGCGAGGGGGGGGCGCGCCCUCGACCUCAAGGGGGAGCUGUUCGUGGGGGGCGUGUCCCCGCUGCUGCCCCGCCUCCCGCGGCUCGUGGCGUCCCGGGGGGGGUUCCAGGGCUGUUUGGCGUCUCUGGACCUGAACGGGCGGCUGCCGGACCUGCUGGGGGACGCGCUGCGGAGGGGGGGGCACGUCCGCAGGGGCUGCGACGGCCCCAGCACGACGUGCAGCGCGGACUCGUGCGCCAACCAGGGCGUGUGCCUGCAGCAGUGGGACGGCUUCGCCUGCGACUGCAGCAUGACGGCGCACCGCGGGCCCGCCUGCCGCGAGCCCGGCACCACGUUCAUCUUCGGCAAGGGCGGCGCCUCCAUCACGUACACGUGGCCGCCCAACGAGCGGCCCAGCACCCGCAUGGACCGGCUGGCGCUGGGGCUGAGCACCCGGCAGCAUGAGGCCGUGGUGCUGCGCGUGGAGAGCGCCGCCGGCCUGGGCGACUUCCUGCAGCUCCACAUCGUGCAGGGGAUGGUGGGGGUGCUGUUCAACGUGGGCACCGAGGACAUUGCGCUGCAGGAGCCGGCGCCGGUGAGCGACGGGCGAUUCCACGUGGUGCGGUUCACGCGCAGCGGCGGCAACGCCACCCUGCAGGUGGACGGGGGCGCCGUGCACGAGAGAUACCCCCCAGGCAGCGGGGACAGCGAGCGGCUGGCGCUGGCGCGGCAGCGAAUCCCCUUCCGCCUGGGGCGGGUGGUGGACGAAUGGCUGCUGGACAAAGGCCGGCAGCUGACCAUCUUCAACAGCCAGGCGCUGGUGCGGGUCGGGGGCGGCGAGCGGGGCCGCCCGUUCCAGGGGCAGCUCUCGGGGCUCUACUACAACGGGCUGAAGCUGCUGGCGCUGGCGGCCGAGGGGCACCCAAGGGUGCGGCUGGAGGGCGACCUGCGCCUGGUGGGGGAGCCGCCCCCGCCCCCCGCCCCGCCCGGCGCCACGCCCGCCCCGCCCGACAUGGCCACCACCAUCAUGGAGACCACCACCACCAUGGCCACCACCACCACCCGCAGGGGGCGCUCGCCCACCCUCAGGGACACCGUGGCGCAGAACACGGACGAUCUCCUGGUGGCCUCGGCCGAGUGUCCCAGUGACGACGAGGACCUGGAGGAGUGCGAGCCCGGGACAGGCGGUGAACUGGUGCUGCCCGCGGCCCCGCCGGCCGGGGGGGGUGUCCCCGCGGCCCCCCCCGCCUUGUCCCCGUCGCCGCCGCCCCCCCCCCCCCCCAACAACCCGGGGGUCGCAACGUGCGGGCCGGAUUGUGAGGAGCCUUCGGGCUUCGCGUCCGGGGAGGCGGCGGCGGAUCCCAACGCUCCCCCCGCGGACGACGAGGAUUUUGGCGGGCAACGCGGGCCGGGCGAGACCAUGGAGGGCGGCGCGGGGGGGGGGGGGGGGGCGGGACAUGGCGGCGCCCCGGCCGCGCGGCGCCGUGCUCACCGAGCCCCCCCCCCCCACCGUAGCCGUGGCGUUGCCGGGGUUGUUACCGGCGGGCGAACGGCACCCCCGGGAGGGGGGGGGGGUGGGGGUGGCGGGCGGCGCGGGGGGGGGGGGGGUUAGGCGGGCGCCCCCGCGUCACGCCGCCGGUGGUGACGCCCCGCCCCGCGCUUGUGCCCACAGCAGCGCCCCCUGGCGCCGUGGAGGUGGUGCGGGAGGCGGGCGGCACCACGGGCAUGGUGGUCGGGAUCGUGGCGGCCGCCGCGCUCUGUAUCCUCAUCCUGCUCUACGCCAUGUACAAGUACCGCAACCGGGACGACGGCUCCUUCCCCGGAGAGCCCCCCC